Messenger RNA from Salmo salar (Atlantic salmon), 5085 nucleotides. RefSeq names its product ras association domain-containing protein 8. Gene Ontology annotation, biological process: signal transduction. The record is from RefSeq and is a predicted model, not a curated record. NCBI's taxonomy places the organism in Eukaryota, Metazoa, Chordata, Actinopteri, Salmoniformes, Salmonidae.
ACAAAAAAGGAGCUGGAAUCAGAUGUCCUACAACAGAUUGCAGUAAACACGCGUGGAUAUGCAGAGUGCGAACUUUAAUUAUGUAGCCUAUUUGCACAAUAUAUAAACCUUUGGAUUAUGCGAUAAAAUAAACUGCAGAGAACAAUUAUCUAUCACCCGAUUGAAUGCCUGAGCGAAUUCAGAGUGGGACCAGAGAAAGAGGGGAGUUUUUCAUACACUUUUAGAGGACUGCGGCUGGAAAGAGUCUCUCUGUUCUAUAGACUGCUGGAGAGAUCCUGUGUAGCGCCCCCUUUGUGUGGAGGAGGAAUGACGACACCCCCUCAAUGAGAGCCAUGGAGCUGAAAGUGUGGGUGGAUGGAGUGCAGCGGAUCGUAUGUGGCGUCACAGAGCUCACCACGUGCCAGGAGGUGGUCAUUGCCCUGGCCCAGGCCAUUGGGCGUACUGGCAGGUACACGUUGAUCGAGAGAUGGCGGGAGACGGAACGUCACUUGGCCCCGCAUGAAAACCCUGUGGUGUCCCUCAACAUGUGGGGCCAGUAUGCCAGCGACGUGCAGCUGGUUCUCCAGCGCACCGGCCCUUCCCUCAGCGAACGUCCCAACUCCGACGGCUCAUCCCGUGUGCCCGAGCGCGGCCUCUACCGCCAGAGCCUGCCUCCUCUGGCCAAGCUGCACCCGUCGGCCAAUGACCGCUCGCUCAAGCGUCGGGAGCCCAAGCGUAAGUCCCUCACCUUCACGGCUGGGGCCAAGGGCUUGAGGGAUAUUUUUGGGAAGGGCAGAGAUGCCGAGGCCAAGCAGCAACAGAGAGCACUGAACCAGGGCAGGGGGGUGGUGUCUGUGCCCCUCAGUCCAGCCCGGGAGCUGGUGCGCCUGGUCCAGCUGCAGAAGGACAAGCUCCAGCUACUGGAGAGCCGGCUGCAGGGCUGUGAGGUAGAGCUACACGGCUGGGAGAGCGGUGAUAUUGGCAUGUGCGUUGAGGGUCAGGAGGACGUCGGCGUGCUGGAGGAGGAGCUGGCACGUCUGGAGCAGCAGCUGCGGAGGAACGAGGUGGAGAUGUCCGAGGAGGAGUUCUGGCUGAACGAGCUGCAGAUCGAGCAGGAGAGCGAGCGGCAGCUGAGGGAGCAGCUCCAGGAGCUGAUUGGACGGGUGCGGGAGUGCGAAGCCCGGCUGGGGGAGUACCUGACCCGUAUCCAGGGCAUGGAGGCUGGCCUGGAGCAGGAGACUGAGCAGAGCAGGCAGGUGGACGAGGAGGAGACCCGGGCCCAGCUGGGGAAGGUCAGGGCAGAGCUGGAGCAGCAGGUUCAACACAGAGUGCAGCUGGAGAGCAGCUGCAGGGCUGUGGACCGCUCACUGGGACAGUCCAGCAAGAAACUACAGGAGAAAGAGCAGGAGUUGGAGCAGCUGACCAGGGAGCUGAGACAGGUGAACCUUCAGCAGUUCAUCCAUCAGACGGGCACCAAGGUCACCGUUCUACCAGCCCAGCCCAAUGACCAGGAAAAUAACACGGACCUCCAAUCAGGCUCGCUGAAACGGCUGGGCUCCUCCCGCCUCCUCCCCAGUGACCUCCGAGCUCUGCAGAGUCCAGUGUCUUCAGGCCUCAACCCUGAGGGCAUCUACGUCUGACCCCUGACCUUUACCUUCUGCUGCCUACCACCAGUGACCUGCUGGAGUUGAGUCGGCUUCUCCCCUGGAGGAUCCAUCUCUUAUCUCCAUUGGAGCUCCACCAGAGGAGGCUGGUGGGAGGAGCUAUAGGAGGAAGGGCUCAAUGUAAUGGCUGGAAUGGAAUAAAUGGAAUGGUACCAAACACAUGGAAACAACCAUUAGAAUGAGCAUUUGCGCUGGCAGCUCAUCCCCUUAGCCUCCUCUGAUCUCCACCCUGUCCUCCCACAAUGCCAUCCUUCCCCUUCUCUCUGCUGAGUUUCCUCUAUCUUCCAUGAGAACACACAGAGACCCCCAACAGUUUUGUCAAGACUAUAGGAUUUAGAAUGUUUGCCUCGUUUUGGCUGUUCUGCCACUGGUAGAUAGCUGGAGAGCUCGACCAUGUCCUUGCUAUGCUUUUCAAACAGUCAUGCAUCCUUGAGGUACAGAAGCCCAAUUUCAAACAGAACGUUUUAGCCUCACCUCUGUGCACUUCUCUAUUUCCUCUCAAAGAUCUACAAGGACUGAGUAGAUGUGAGAAAUAUGGUAUUAACACCACCUAGCACUCUGUUACCUUCAUAUAGCAAGCUGAUGGACUAGUAAAGUGCACAAUCACAGUCAUGUGAUGACUUAACUAAAGAGUCAACUGCUGCCCCUGGACAACCAUGAGGAAAUCCAGAUGUUUGUAGGGGUUGAGACUGAAGAAAGUCCCUUUGAGAUCAGGCGAAUAUAGAGGAAAUGAAAAUAUCUUCAGACAACCAUGAUUUACAAAGACAGAGGUCUCAAAAGUCUAUUGGCCAUUUGUUACAGAAACAGAAUGGGUCAGAAAACCACAUUUUACACAGAUAGGCCACCUUGUGUGAGACCUUUGUUGUUUAAUAGAGCCAUAUCUGACUGCAUUAUAAGUAUUUUUCUGUUUUAAAGACUAAGAACAGUAAAGGCUGUUAUAACAGAUACUUAUAGACAUGGCAGCUAUACUCCAGAGAUCCGAUGCACCAUUUAUGGUCAACACAGCAGUCUAGUGACUAAUUGUUGAUCAGAUUGUGAUUUUUUUUGUGACUGAUGUCAAUAGCUGUAUAAUCUGGUCUGCCACUGGGUGGCAGAAUACAUCUCAGAAAACAUUUCGCUAGGAUCUUAAUAUUGGUCAUUUCAUAUUGAUUAUACAUGCAAAAAUUUUACAUUAUGCAAUUUAUGUGGUUACUCACUUUCAUCGUUGGAAUAUUUCAUUAUGCUGUAAGUUUACUGUUGCACUUUUACUUUGGAAGGGCCUACAGAAUUUGUACUUACCACUUACAGUUUUUAUAGAUAAUGCCUUGUUUGUGUUGAGUGGUUUUCUUUUCUCAUUUGUAACCUCUUGAAUAAUUGUGGGUUUGUAUAUUGUCUUACAUGGCUAAUCAUUUUUAUGAAGUUAAAAAGAUGUCUCACAUGAACCAAAGCAAGUUAGACAAUGUGAUUGGUAGCGGUCAACCUGAAUGUACUUAAUUUGUUAAAAGAGUUAUUGGACUGUAUCUGUCAAUAGAUCGAACUCCACUCUGUGGCUCUUCAGCCUCGUGGAGAGAGGACUGUGUGAGAUAAGAGGUUGUUGUUUGAUUGUGGACUAGUUGAUACCAGGGAACCCACCAACAGCAAAGCCGGUGGACGCACGUCAAGGUCAACAGACUGACCUGAAGCUCGUUCCAUUCAGUAUUAUUGAUGUCCUAGUUUGGAUCAUGAAGGGUUGAGCUGUGUCGCCGAAAUGUAACCGAACUGUAACCCACUAACACAAGAACAAUGGCUCUUAACAACGUACACAGCAGAGACUAGCAUGCCUUACUGAAUUGUAGAUAAUCACUACAUAGUAUUGGAAUAUUUUACAAUAUUUAAAAUAUUGCAUAAUGCUGACAAAGACAAUAGUUGUAGAUAAUAUGAAUGAACUUUUGUUUUAUCCUGCUACUCUGUGGCCAGCUUGGUGCAUGCACUGAUGGCUUGGUUUCAUUGACGUUUUUGUAUUGUUGAGAUGACCGGAGGCUUAGGAUGAUAGUGGAGUUAUAAGUAUGGAAGUAUAAUGUUUAUCACAAUGUAUAUUACUGACUGCAUGGUCUGUCUUCUACGGUGGCAUGUCUUGGUCCCAGACCAGUGCAUUCACUCAUAUGUCAGAGGACACCGAAAUGCAAACUGUAAACAAAUGGGGCACUUUUUAGGGUUUUAAAAACCCUAUCUUUUGGUGGUUAUUAGACACAACCUACCAAUAAAGUCCCAAAGAUGCAGGGUCGUUUCACCUCAAAAAGCACAUGAGGAUUUCGACACCCACAUCUCAGAUUUUUCUGAAAUCGUUUCUGUAGUGAGUAACAGAUACGAUUAGCAUUCCUGAAACAUUAUUUUCAUUCAAUUCUAUUUCAAUAACAUAAUGUUUUAGGAAUGCCAAUCUUACCUGUUUCUAACAAACUAUUUCUGAACAAUCUGAGAUGGUGGGUGUCAUUGCUCGCUGAAAUGACAUGGAAUGACUCUGCACUGAAAUCUAAUCUACUCUAUGCAUCUAUUAGGACUGUUCUUAAAUGUUGCACCAACUGAGUAUGGUGUUCUCUCUAGUCUUUUAAGGGUCCGUCUUCGUAAACAUGUCUGAAAUCAACGGUUUUCCAGACACAGAUGAAGGGCUGGAUUAAAUCUGUAGCGCUCUAACGCGAUUGAAAUGUUUAUAUAAUUUCUGAUUGAGCCGACAUAUGCAGUGGUUACCAUGAAUUCGGUCUCCACGAACAUUACCUUUACAUUUCUAUUAUGCAGCCAAAGACAGUAACGUAGGCAUAAACUGCUUCUUCAAAAGAAAUACCUGCCCACACUUGUAGGCGAUGUCAUGGCAACGUUGGAAACACGUCAUCGGGUCUAACGGUCGUCUCGCACCGUACUGCGCAUGUGCAGGCCUCCAAUCAAAGGCUCAAAAAUGAAAACGUGUCAGUUUCUCACUUUCACGAGGUUGGAGUAAUAACAUGUUCAAUUUCUUAAGAUAUUGUCUCGAAGCUAGGUUGUGCCUUUAAAUUGAGAACAACUAAUUCAUAAUUUUUCACUUCUCUCAUUGACUUCUCAAACCCCAGCCUGGGUUGCUUGGUCUGUUUCGCAAGCGUUCCCGGAAGUCUGGGUUUAGAAACUGGCGCAGCUCUACAGCGAUACGGAUUAAAUACAGCCUUAAACCUAGUUUUGGAUUGAGAAAGACGUUUAAUAGAGAAUCUCCAGUGAACACAGUUUUUAGUCUAGGACAAGGCUGACGAUAUGUCCGGGAAACCAGCCCAAAGAGUAAAUGAUUGGAAGGAAAUUCUGCCAACAUGUCGUACGGAGCUGUCAUGUAUGAGAAUGACAUGUUCUACUUCCUUUUCCCCACAAACAUCUGAGAGAAAUGACUUUGCCACAUCCAUGACAUCAUUGUAAUAAACUGCUGUUAUUAUAUGAAAUGCUUAAUACAUUUAGACCAGUGUUGAAA